Lactuca sativa (garden lettuce) is the source of this 993-nucleotide messenger RNA. RefSeq names its product 15.4 kDa class V heat shock protein. Lineage: Eukaryota; Viridiplantae; Streptophyta; Magnoliopsida; Asterales; Asteraceae. The record is from RefSeq and is a predicted model, not a curated record.
UUUUGGUAGACACAAUGACAAUUCCAAACAAGGUUUGGGGUUAUAUUUGUGUCAAAAUUGAAGUACAAUUCUAUUUUACAAACCAAUUUUUGAGUGGAUGGGGUUGUUUUAUUUCCUUUUACAACAGUUAGGAUCCAAUCAAUUUUCAACCAACAUUCAACUUUGGUCUAUAAUUACUCAAACCGAUCAAAUCUCCCCCCCUUGUAUUCCUUGAUGCUGAUUUUGAUUCUGAUUUGGUUUCAGAUUCUGUCCAUAUUUUCCUUCAAAUCCCAGAAGAAGGAAAUGCAAUUCUCAACAUUUCAACCUUCUUUGCAAUCUUUCUUCACCUCCCCUCUCCUCUUCCCAUACCCAUUCAUCCCUGAAAACUACGUUCGAUGGGAUCGUUGGGACGAAACCCCGGAAUCCCACAUCUACUCCGCCGAUAUCCCUGGUGUAAGAAAAGAAGAUAUACGUGUGGAAAUCGAGGACUCAAAGUACCUCAUCAUUCGAACGGAGUCAGCAGAUGAUAUGAUGAUAAUGGCCGGACGUCGGAGUUUCUUGAAGAAAUUCAGGCUCCCGGAAACAAUCGACGUGAAUGGGAUUUCUGCUGGCUAUGAGAAUGGGGUGUUGACGAUUACUGUUCCGAGAUCAUUUGUUCGGAGAGAAUUUUAUAUUGAACCUGGUGAUCUCCAUGAACAGGUGGAAGUUCUUGCGAGGGCUGCGUAAAUCCUGAAUUCAUAUGUGUGGAAAUGUAUUGGAUGUGAACUGUAUUGAGCAUCGUUUUUGGAUUCAGGAGUUUUAGGUGGUGUUCUUGCAAAUAGGUCAGGUUUUCAAGAUUUUGUUGAUGAUUAUACAAAAAUCAUGUUUCUAUGCUCAAGGGUUUUUGAUGGGUCGGAUAAGUUGAUACAUAUAUAGGAACAAAUUUUAAAGAAUAAAACAUAAGACAAUUCAAGAUUUAAAUCUAUGUUUACAUAAUUAUUUUAUACUAUAAAUUUGCUCAUACCCCAACAAAAA